This is a messenger RNA of Trichogramma pretiosum, 816 nucleotides long. RefSeq lists its product as uncharacterized. NCBI's taxonomy places the organism in Eukaryota, Metazoa, Arthropoda, Insecta, Hymenoptera, Trichogrammatidae. The transcript has a single exon. The record is from RefSeq and is a predicted model, not a curated record. Bases 1 to 816 code for a protein of 271 amino acids.
AUGGAAAUUCAAGUAUCCGAUGAAGCCAAUAGUGUUUUCUUUAAACUGGAGAAUAAUUAUUUAAACUUUGAGACCUUUCAAUUUUAUUUUUCUGGUGCUCGUGGUCUAGUAUUUGGCGGUAAUCCAAAAAUUUGCGUGCCGAUUAUUAAUGAUCAAUUUCAGUUACGUCACGAUGUACUAGAAUACAAUGUAUUAUAUAAAACUCGAAAAAUAACGGAUGAAAGUCGUGAUCAAUUAAUAAUGAACUAUUUCCAAAGUUUAUAUACAUACAAGGAAAUUCGUCAUUUGCUAGCAGUUAAACAUAAUUAUCAUAUAUCGGAGCGUUCAUUGAAAAGAAUUUUAAAAGGACUAGGAGUUAGAAGAAAAAAUAUUGUGGAGAGUGAAACUGAACUUAUCGUAAAAGCUCUCAUUGAAAUUCAUAGCACUUCCGGUUUUAAUUUAGGAUAUAGAUCUUUGUGGCAACGACUAAAAACAGAAUGUAAAUUAACAAUGAAGAGAGAUACUAUUCUCAAAUAUUUAAGAAUCAUCGACCCAGAAGGAAUAGAAGCUCGCUCCAGGUACCGACUAAAGCGUCGACAAUAUUCAUUGUCCGGGCCCAAUCAUUUGUGGCACGUGGAUGGUCACGACAAAUUAAAAAAAUUUGGUUUUGCCAUACAUGGUUGCGUAGAUGGUUACUCCAGAAAAGUUAUUUGGUUAAAUGUAGCUACAAUUAACAACAAACCCGAAGUGAUAGCGUACUAUUAUCUGCAAUCGUCAAUUUCCCAUAAUUGUGUACCCUGUGUUAUAAGAAGUGAUAAAGGUACAGAAAAUUUUUAG